GACACUGCUGCCAGCUCCCAGUCCCAGCUACGAGAGCGCGAGCGCGAGGCAGCUCCCAUAUUCGAUGAGGUUCGCCGCGACCUACUCCAGGGUCCGUGAAGAAAAUAUUUCUAGAAAACCCGCGGUCCUGACUUUCUAUGAUCUCCGAACCGGGGCUGACAGACCUAUCAUUCAUAGGGCUUGGAACGAACCUAUGACCGGAUGCUCGGCGAUUACGCCCGCCAACUUGGCUCCGGUGCCGUAUCUCCCUCCUCUGUUAAUAAUGCCGACACGCUGUCGUCGUCGAUGGCGUCCACCCCGAGCCGACGCCAGGCUGCCAGGGCCACUCGGUUCCGUCCGUGGGAGAAGCUGUGGUCUGUUGAUUAUCGUCUGGAAAGCGGGAAUCCUUAAAGGGGUUCGGCUCUUAUUUAGUUAGCCCUCAUCCCUGGUGGUCACCACGUACAUUGCAGGCCCUGUUUCUGGGAUAUCAGCUUCAGGCAUUGAAAUGUCACGUAUUACAAUGUCAUGGUUGUUAGGUCAUAUAAAGGACACCGGCAUGGCAUAUCCCGCUUGAUCUUCUCUUGGUUCCCGUGUCCAAAUGAUACCCUUUUCGUUAUUUGCGAUGUUCGUUGGUUCUCCUUUCUAUAGUAGUCUUUUUAUAUUUUGUUGCCGAGAACGGAUUUGAUAACGUGCGAGUUUGGUUUACAAUGUCAGUAUUAAAUUGAGAAUAACGAAUUACACCAAGACCCC
Messenger RNA from Aspergillus versicolor CBS 583.65, 729 nucleotides. RefSeq lists its product as uncharacterized. The transcript has a single exon. Bases 202 to 390 code for a protein of 62 amino acids. Lineage: Eukaryota; Fungi; Ascomycota; Eurotiomycetes; Eurotiales; Aspergillaceae. The record is from RefSeq and is a predicted model, not a curated record.